AUGACAAACAAUCCAUCAAAUGAAGGCAAGAAACUCUGGGGCGGCCGUUUUCGAGGAAAUGUGGAUCCUAUAAUGAAUAAAUUUAAUGAAUCACUUAGUAUCGAUAAACGAAUGUGGUGUGUUGAUUUGGAUGGUAGUCAAGCGUAUGCACGUGCAUUAGAAAAGAGUAAAGUAUUGACAAAAACUGAAGCGGAUGAUAUUGUAACUGGAUUGGAUCAAGUAAGAAAUGAGUGGGCGAAUGAAACGUUUGAAAUUAAGGAAGGAGAUGAAGAUAUUCAUACGGCUAAUGAACGUCGACUUACGGAACUAAUUGGUACUGUCGGUGGCAAAUUACAUACAGGUCGGAGCCGAAAUGAUCAAGUAGCUACUGAUGUACGUCUAUACUUGAAACGUACAAUCAAUACGAUACAAGAAAGUCUUAAAGAACUGAUUGGUACAGCGAAUGAAUUAGCUGAAAAUCAUAUCGACUUGCUUAUGCCUGGUUUUACCCAUUUGCAACCGGCCCAGCCAUUGCGCUUCUCGCAUUGGGUAUUGAGCCACAAUGCAGCACUACUGCGUGAUGCUGAGCGCUUGGUAGAUCUUACGAAACGUGUUGAUUACAUGCCAUUGGGAAAUGGCGCACUGGCUGGUAACUCGUUUAACUUGGAUCGUGAAGCCCUGGCCAAGUCAUUGGGUUUUGGUAACGUAACGCCCAACAGCCUCGACGGUGUAUGUGACCGUGACUUUAUCGCCGAGUUCCUCUUCUGGGCUUCCAUGACCAUGGUGCACCUGUCUCAAAUUUCGGAGGACCUCAUCAUAUACAACACGCUCAAGUUUGUGACCAUGACCGACGCCUACAGUACCGGCAGCUCCCUCAUGCCUCAGAAGAAAAACCCUGACGCGCUGGAGCUGCUGCGUGGCAAGAGCGGCACGAUCAUCGGUCGUCUGAACGGCUUUCUCGUGACACUCAAGGGCCUGCCACGCUCCUACAACAAGGAUCUGCAAGAAGACAAGACAGCGCUCUUUGACGUCGUUGAUACCAUUCAGGACUGCCUGCAGAUCGCCACCGGCGUGCUGGCUACCAUGACCCCGCGCGGCGACAAGAUGCGCAGCUUUCUCGUAACGGAGAUGCUGGCCACCGACUUGGCCGAGUACCUGGUGCGUAAGGGCGUCCCAUUCCGUGAAACUCACCAUGUUGCCGGUGCUGCCGUGAGAUUGGCCGAAGACAAGAACAAGGCAUUAAGUGCCCUCACGUUCGAGGAACUGUUGACGCUGCAUUCAAAAUUUGAGGAGGAUGUUCUGGACGUGUGGGACUUUGACGCUAGCGUUGAGCGCAAGAACGUCACGGGCGGCACGAGUAAGAGCGCUGUACAGCAGCAAAUUGCCAACAUCAAGGCGUGGCUUGCUUAA
Messenger RNA from Peronospora belbahrii, 1389 nucleotides. Lineage: Eukaryota; Oomycota; Peronosporomycetes; Peronosporales; Peronosporaceae. The record is from the annotation of a GenBank genome assembly.